AUGUCUGACCAUUCGACCGCAAACUUCCCCCCGGUGUCGAGUAAUGUCGUCAACCUGGCCAUCGCAGAACUGGCCCUUUACGCCAUUAUGUUUCCGCCAGCAGUAUGGAUCACUUGGAAGCACGGCAAGAAGGGCAUGGUCUGCUGGCCGAUCUUCCUGUCGCAUUUUGCUGCGAGAUUCAUCGCCGACAUCUGGCAAAUCGUGAAACGACACGAGCCUUUGCUACCGAACCAGGUCAACAUCAUGACCAACGCCGCCAGCAUUGCUUGCUUGACGCUGACACUGAUUGGCAUUGUCUAUGAGGCCAACAUCAUUCUACCUGCCCCUCCGAAGCGCUGGACUGAGAAGAUCAUCUUGGGCGUUACCCAUCUUGUGAACACUGGCGGUAUCGCCAUCGCGACCUACGGAGGAUCACCGGACCCAAAGAAGGGAGUCAUGAACGCGAUGCUGAACAAGAUCGGCAACUGUCUUGAACUCGGUGUUCUGAUCGGAGUCUGCGUUUGGAUGUGGCCCACCUUCAAGCGCAUUCGUGCGGCCAACUCCCCGAACUGCCGCCCUGCAAUGCUCAUGCUUCGUGCCGCCGUUGUUGGCAUGCCCUUCCACGUGGUUCACCUGACUUACACGACCACCUACGCCUUCAACCGAGUUUCCAGCCUCGACCCCGUCAUGGGUUCUUUCGCCACCAAGCUCAUCCUUCUCUUUGGCACCGAGCUGUGCACUACUAUUGCCAUGAUCGCCGGUGGUUGGCUCGGUAUGUCCGCCGAUAUGCCCAAGGCCGUCCAGAUGGAGCUGUCUCCGCUCGAUGCCGAAGGCGGCAGCAGCAACAACAACGAAUCUGUGAGAGACGACGUUCCUUUGUCCCGGGACUGGAACAGGGAAAACGUCGCCCGGGCGAAGCUUGGCUUGGUCUGA
This is a messenger RNA of Colletotrichum chrysophilum, 912 nucleotides long. RefSeq lists its product as uncharacterized. Lineage: Eukaryota; Fungi; Ascomycota; Sordariomycetes; Glomerellales; Glomerellaceae. Bases 1 to 912 code for a protein of 303 amino acids. The record is from RefSeq and is a predicted model, not a curated record. The transcript has 2 exons.